Carya illinoinensis is the source of this 432-nucleotide messenger RNA. RefSeq names its product secreted RxLR effector protein 78-like. NCBI's taxonomy places the organism in Eukaryota, Viridiplantae, Streptophyta, Magnoliopsida, Fagales, Juglandaceae. The record is from RefSeq and is a predicted model, not a curated record. The coding region runs from base 1 to 432 and encodes 143 amino acids. The transcript has a single exon.
AUGGCUAUCAAGUUAGAUAUGUCUAAGGCCUAUGACCGUGUGGAAUGGAAGUUUCUGGAGGCUAUUAUGUCAAAAAUGGGAUUUGGAGAGAGAUGGAUGCAGCUAAUAAUGGAAUGUAUCACUACUGUCAGCUACUUAGUUAUGAUAAAUGGAAAAAUUGGGGCCUCUUUUCAACCUGAACGUGGGAUUAGGCAAGGAGAUCCACUAUCUCGUUACCUAUAUAUAUUAUGUGCUGAAGGUUUAAGUGCCUUGAUCACUCAGGCUGAGCAUAAGGGGAAAAUUAAAGGAGUUGCAGCUGCUAGGGGAGGGAUGAGGGUCAGUCAUCUCUUCUUUGCUGAUGAUAGUGUGCUCUUUUGUAGAGCAACUAUUGAGGAGUGGCAAAAGCUCCAAGGAUUGCUUCAAGUGUAUGAGAAGGCAUCUGGACAGUGCUAG